Messenger RNA from Aspergillus homomorphus CBS 101889, 2546 nucleotides. Its product is annotated as origin recognition complex subunit 4. The record is from RefSeq and is a predicted model, not a curated record. The coding region runs from base 70 to 2247 and encodes 725 amino acids. NCBI's taxonomy places the organism in Eukaryota, Fungi, Ascomycota, Eurotiomycetes, Eurotiales, Aspergillaceae. Gene Ontology annotation, molecular function: ATP hydrolysis activity; DNA replication origin binding. The transcript is spliced from 2 exons. Gene Ontology annotation, biological process: DNA replication initiation; DNA replication. Gene Ontology annotation, cellular component: nucleus; nuclear origin of replication recognition complex.
GACCCGCGCGCAAGCAAGCGGAGAAGGGUGUCUAAUGUGCAGACCGUGGAUGGAGACGGGGAUAUCGAGAUGCACGAAGAUACGCCCAGUGCCCCUACGAAUCAGACCUCACCUUCCGCCGAACAAACCACCCAGGCAGUAAGCGACACGGAGGUACAGCCCGUCGACGAGCAACCGAUUUCACCAGUCUCCGCGCGAUCGAAACGGCGCCGGUCCUCCAACGGUACCUCCGCGGCGGAGGACAACAGCAAGAAAGUCGAAAACACAAAUGCGACGGAGACACCAUCCAGAGUUGGCGUGCGGUCAAGCGGUCGGCAACGGAAAGUGCCUCAGCGAUACGGAGAUGAAAUCGUGGAUACCCCGUCUAGCAAGCGCGCAGCGACCUCGGCGCCGGCGCAGAAUGGGUCGGCGACCAGAAGCGCACGGAAAGUGAAAUAUGUGUCGCCGUCGGAAGAUGAUGGUGAGGAGGAGGUGGAGGAGGAAGAGGAUGCUACAGAAUCCCCGGAGCCGCAGCCGCGGCGAACCCGAUCCACCAGAGCGAAGAAGCCUUCCGUGCGGUUCGAGACUCGAGUCCCGGACGCGAAAAGCGCUUCGACGAAUGCUAGAGAGGAGUCCCGAGAGUCCUCGAACCCAGAUGACUAUCAGGAUGGUCUGGAGGAUCUGGUUUCCAUGCAAUUGCAGCACGACCUUACCAGCAAUGAGCUGAGUGGUGGUGAGCAGGCGGCUGCGAAGGAGGGGCCGCUUCCUGAGUAUGCUGAACGGUUCCAGACUAUUAUCCAGACGGGCUUGACGGAAGAACUGCGGCUCCUCACACAGAUUGUUCUUGAAAAGCUGAACGGGAAGAAGAGGGUGCCUCUCAAGGGGCUGGAAACCGAAUUCGACAAGGUCAACCAGCUUGUCGAGCAGACGGUCUCAAUCGGCGAGAGUAACUCCAUGCUUCUCCUUGGAUCCCGCGGAAGCGGGAAAACAGCCAUCCUUGAUACUAUUAUCGCGUCAUUACAAAAAUCGCAUAAGAACGACUUCCACGUCGUCCGACUCAAUGGCUUCCUGCACACGGACGACAGACUGGCUCUUCGAGAAAUGUGGCGUCAGCUCGGCCGCGAGACCAACACUGAAGAUGAAGCCGGCAAGGUCAGCAGCUAUGCCGAUACAAUGGCUACGUUGCUGGCUCUUCUAUCCCAUCACGAGGAGCUCUUUGGGCCCUCCUCAGACCCCGAGAAAGAAACAGCUGCAAAAUCAAUCGUCAUCAUCUUGGACGAGUUCGACCUGUUUGUCACACACCCACGUCAGACGCUCUUAUAUAAUCUGUUUGAUAUCGCACAGGCGCGCAAAGCCCCGAUCGCGGUGCUGGGCCUCACAACCAAGGUGGAGGUAACAGAGAUGCUGGAGAAACGUGUAAAGAGUCGCUUCAGUCAUCGCUACGUCUACGUACCCCUUCCGCGCAGCCUGGAGGUAUUCUCCGACAUCUGCUUCGCGGGGCUCAACCUCGACGACGACGAGAUUUCGGACCUGUUGGAAGACGCCGACCCGGCAGAGCAAACCGUCCUCAAUUCAGAGGGUUGGAGCAGACUCCUCGAGGCAUGGCGGACAUAUCUACAGAACCUAUGGACAGACGAGGCAUUCUCAGCGCACCUCCGGCGGAUCUACUACCAAACGAAAUCAGUGAAAGAGUUCUUCACCAGCGCUCUAAUGGCCAUCAGCGAGCUGCACCACAGCACCUACACCAUGAGCGACACAACCACGACCACCACGACACCACCAACCUCGCUCGCGAUCCCCACAGCAACAACCUUCACCAACCAACCGCUCUCCUGCCCGGACCCAGCGCCCCUACCCUUCGCCCCGACGGUGACCGCAUCCGCCAGCCCGUCCUCCCUGCCACUCUCCCUCCUCCUAGCCGCGACCCGGCUCGCAGCCCUCUACGACCCAGGCCUGGAGAACAACAUGAUCGGGCCGCUGGCGCUCUCGUUCCCGGCCGCGUACGCGGAAUACGUGCGGCUGCUCACCUCGGCCAAAACCUCGGCGGCGGUCUCGGGCGCGGCCGUCACCCCCGGCCGGGUGUGGGGCCGCGAUGUCGCCCGCGAGGCCUGGGAGAAACUGGUCAGCUGGGGGCUCAUCAGCCCCGUCGGCGGCGGCAGUGGCACAACGACGGACGCUCGGAUGUUCCGCGUGGAGAUCAGCUUCGAUGAGGUGGUCGAAAUGGCCGGGUCCGGCGGCUCGUUGGGUCGCUGGUGGCGCGAUGCCUAGGAGACAGAAGCGAGAAGUUCCACUUCCCAUCUCCUGUGUUCCCUUCUCUCCUUCAUUCCUUACCUAUCUAGCACAAGGAGAUUACAGGGAGGGAAAGGUGGGGGUGUAGGAAGCGAAAGCCAAAUGGAGGGGGGUGCUGCGGCGGCGCAAGGCUGAUGGUCUGGCUAGUUCUAGCUAUGUACAUACAUACUUACAUACACACCGUACGGUUCAUCUCCCUUGUCAGCUAGCCAGCCAGCCAGGUAGACUGGGCUGGGGCUAAGCAAGUCAGCUAGCUAGUCAGCCUUCUUUCAGACCAG